AAAAACGCUGAAGAAAUGAGUGACAUUAUUAAAAAAUUCGAGUCCGAGGCUAUGGAAAUAGAGCAGAAAUAUGAGCAAAAAUUGACAAGUCAAUACGAAUCGUUGAAUUUGAAACACCGAAUGGAAAUUACAGAGAUUGAAGAAAGAAAAAAUAUGCAGAUCGCUAACUUGAUAAAAAAUCACGAAAAAGCUUUUCUUGAUAUGAAAAACUAUUAUAAUGACAUUACAAUCAACAAUUUGUCGCUUAUACAAAGUCUCAAGGAACAAAUGGAAGUGAUGAAAAGCAGUGAAGAUAGAACGAAGAAACAAGCCCGAGAGUCGAUAACCGAAAACAAGAAGCUGACAACUGAUUUGAAGUCGUCGACGGAACAAGUUGCUGAAUUGACCCGGCAAUUGACCAAUUAUGAAAAGGACAAGCUUUGUCUUUCGAAUACAAAGAAGAAAUUGGCGGCCGUUUCAAAAGACUACGACAAUUUAAAAUGGGAGAACGAAGUUCUCGAAAUGAGGUUCGAAAAGUGCCAAAAAGAACGAGACGAACUUCACUCGAGAUUCGUGUCCUCUAUUUUGGAACUGCAGCAAAAAACUGGACUGAAGAACGUUUUGCUUGAGAAGAAAUUGGACAAGCUUUCUGAGGUGUUGGAACAAAGAGAGGCGCAGAUUGGAGAAGUUUUAGCGGCUGCGCAGUUGGAUCCUGCUACUACGGGGCAAAUUAGUCAGAAAUUUGAGGAUAUUUUGAACCGGAAGAAUACAGCCAUACAAGAUUUACAAUACGACCUAGCCAAAGCUUGCAAAGCGCACGACGAUCUUCUUAUGAACUACGAAAACAAACUUCAAGAGUACGGAAUUGCGGAUUCGCCUUUAGGACAACCUCUAAGGUCGAUAAGGAAGAAAAGGAACAAUCGAACGGAUAAAAUUCUUUCAAACUUAUGUUAA
Molecule: messenger RNA, 933 nt
Organism: Cotesia congregata
Lineage: Eukaryota; Metazoa; Arthropoda; Insecta; Hymenoptera; Braconidae
Source: the annotation of a GenBank genome assembly